GCGCGACAGGUCACACGCGUGCCCCUCUCCAUCCAGCGCGGCCCCUAAGCCCGAGACGAGCCAUCGGGGACGCGGCUCAUCCCAACGUCGACGGCAGCCCGGCCGCGUUGACCCCUCGGACACCUCGCGCCCUGGGACAUCCGCGGACGCACGGAGCAGAAUCAUCUCCCCUUCGCUGAGUAGUGGGGGGGGAGGGGGGUGGGGAGGGGGUUUGCAAGGGGGAGGUGGUGGUGGUGUUCUAGGCUGCGUCUCCCGUCACUCCUCGGCGUACCACCACCACCACCACCCCUCCUCCUGCCCGAGCAGGGGGGCACGGUCACGCCAUGCGCAGCCUACCCCUGCCCCUCGUGCUCGUCCUCUUGCUGCCGCUCGUCGCCUUCCCCGGGGGUCUCGGGGCCGCGAGGGCCUCGUCUGUGCGGCAGCGCCGGCCGUGGUGGGGCAUCGCACAGUCGGGGACUCCAUCCAACCUGCUCCGAGCCCACGGAGGCCCUGCGGCCGCUGCGGAACCCACGGACUUGGCGCUCGCCCCGCUGGGCAAGCGGCAGAGGCGUCUGGUGCGGCACAACCCGGGCGUGCUGCACAGCGCCCUCGCCUCCGUGCACGCGGCGGUCCGCGAGUGCAAGUGGCAGUUCCGCCACCGGCGCUGGGACUGCCCCACCACGGGCAGCGGACCCGACAUCUUCGGAAAAAUCUUGCAGCGAGGCUGCCGCGAGACGGCUUUCAUCCACGCCGUGAUGAGCGCGGCGCUCGCGCACGGCGUGGCGCGCGCCUGCAGCGAGGGCAGCAUCGCCUCCUGCACGUGCGACUACGGGCGGCGGGGCCGUGGGGGCCCCGACUGGGAGUGGGGAGGCUGUAGCGACAACCUGCCAUUCGGAACUCGCUUCGCCCGGGAGCUGGCGGCCGGGGGAGGAGGUGGCCGUGGCCGUGGUGGUGGUGGAGGAGGUCGUGGUGGUGGUGGAGGUCGUGGUGGUGUGGCCGGAGAGCGAGGAGGACGCGACGCACGUGCGCUCAUGGAUCGACACAAUGAGGAGGCGGGCAUGCGGACCGUCGACUCCGAGAUGCGUCGCGAGUGUAAGUGCCACGGCAUGUCCGGCUCGUGCGCCCUCAAGACCUGCUGGCUGCGCCUGCCACCGUUCCGCGCCGUCGGCGACCGCCUCAAGGAGCGCUUCGACGGCGCCACGCAGGUGGCCGACUACGGCCGAGAGGGCAACCGCGCCUCCAAAGACUCCGAUCGCGGCGGCGGCGGCGGUGGCGGCGGCCUCCUGCGACCCGCAGAUCCGGCGCACAAACCGCCGGGUGGCCGCGACCUCGUCUACGUGGACGAGUCGCCCGAGUUCUGCCACGCAGACACCGCGGGGUUGUCGUGGCCGGGAACCCGUGGCCGCGUCUGCGUCCGUGGCUCGCCGGGCCUCGGCGGCUGCGAGCUGCUGUGCUGCGGGCGCGGAUGGACAAGCAGGGAGGCGCGAGUGAGCGAACGGUGCCUCUGCACCUUCCACUGGUGCUGCACCGUCACGUGCCAGAACUGCACGCGGGUGGAGACUGUGCACGAGUGUCUGUGA
Molecule: messenger RNA, 1559 nt
Organism: Lethenteron reissneri (Far Eastern brook lamprey)
Lineage: Eukaryota; Metazoa; Chordata; Hyperoartia; Petromyzontiformes; Petromyzontidae
Gene: WNT1
Product: Wnt family member 1
Biological process (GO): canonical Wnt signaling pathway; cell fate commitment; multicellular organism development
Cellular component (GO): extracellular region
Molecular function (GO): cytokine activity; frizzled binding
Source: RefSeq, a predicted model, not a curated record